ACGAGCGAGCAAGAUGUUGCUUAACUUUAAUCUUCUACGCUACACACUUGCUUGAUACUGGGUAAAUCGAUCCCAAAGCACUCUCCCACCAAAGUCAAAGUUCCAAAAUAUCUCUCUCCUUCAAGCACGCAAACAACCCUCCUCACAAAAUGGUCCGCCUAAACCUCACCUCACUCUCUACCCUCAAGAUCUCCCGGCAUCAAAUCCCAGCACAUGGCCUCAUCCCAAACACUUCCAUCCAAAAGCAACCCCUCCUAAUCUACCACUCCUGCCUCCCCACUUCCGCCACAGCCUCAACGAUCGAAGCCCACCUCAACGCCAUCAACGUAGUAACUCCCCAAUGGCGCUACACAAUGUACAGCACCACGCACUUCCAUUCCACCACCCACGAAGUGCUGUGCAUAUCUUCCGGCCGUGCUAAACUCUGUUUCGGAGGCGAAGAUAAUCCAGGAAGAUUCGAGCCUGUUGUAGAGAAAGGGGAUGUAAUCAUCGUACCCGCAGGAGUAGGGCAUCGUUUGCUGGAUGAUUUCAACAGUGGUUUUGAGAUGGUGGGUAGUUAUCCGAAGGGAAAGCAAUGGGAUAUGUGCUAUGGUAAGAAGGGAGAAGAGAGUAAAGUGAAGGGUAUUGGUGAGCUUGGUUGGUUUGAAAAAGAUCCAUUGUAUGGGGAUGAAGGCCCUGUGUUACAGAGUGACAGUUGAAAGAGAGAUGAGGUUGAGAGAAGACAUUAUUUCAUUAUGUCUUAGGUAUUCAUCGUAUGUACAAACCAUCUUAGCAUGUACAAGUGCCAAAGCCAGAACGCCAUGCUAUAUUCUUGUUUG
Mollisia scopiformis is the source of this 818-nucleotide messenger RNA. RefSeq lists its product as uncharacterized. The coding region runs from base 150 to 698 and encodes 182 amino acids. The record is from RefSeq and is a predicted model, not a curated record. The transcript is spliced from 3 exons. NCBI's taxonomy places the organism in Eukaryota, Fungi, Ascomycota, Leotiomycetes, Helotiales, Mollisiaceae.